CACAACAUAGAUCCAAUCAAAACUACCUUCACCGUGUCCUCUUAAAAGUAGGCCAAACGUAUCCGGCUGGUUUCCUUGAAACGUCUUCCCUGACGACUCGGUCACAUCACUUCCCGCUUUGUUGAGACGUCUACAGUGACGGUGAUGGGGCGGACAUUUUAACUAGUUACAGUGUCCUGAAUAUUUACAAGAGGAUUUCCUAAUUUAUUUCUCUAUGGGUUAAUGUGGAUGAACAACUGAUAACGUUACUUUACAAGGCGCGUUUACCAUGAAUGAUGGCAGAGAAUCAAGCCAUCUACCAGAUGGGCAUCACUCCUGGCAUGGAGUACAUCAUGGGUCCAGAAGGCAGGCAGGCCGAGCAGGAGGCUCUCCGGGAGGACAAGGAUCGCUCCUACAGGGUCAUCCUCAACAUUGUGGGCCGGGAGAGACAGGGCAAGACCAGCCUCAGGAAGAUGUUGGCAUGGCAGGAGUUCAGAGAGGAUGAGGAAAGCACAGUUGGCAUUGAUCACGAGUUGGUGGAAACUGUCGGGGUACAACCGGCAUCAUCCUGGUCUCAGCUGGAUAUCCACAUGUCAAACGAGAAAGAGUUUGAUGCAAUCCUAGGAAAACAUGUUUUAGGAAGACUAAAGGAAAAAACGUCGCGGUUCAGCAUUGGAAAGGUUGUAGCACCAGUUGUGUGUUUUGCUAAAAUUGCGGCUGUGACUUAUCUUAUCCUUGGUUUGUUUCUCUGUGCUGUCUCAAUGCAAAGCUUGGAGGGAUAUCCCUGGGUGGGAAUUGUUGUAAUUGGACUUUUUGGUGCUUCUGGUCUUGCUUUUGGGAUACGAGAAGGAUUUGGAAUUGCAGUAGGAAUAUUCCACCAGAUCCUUCUCUGUGAGGCGCUUUUGAGAUGGGAUGUUGGUGGGACGGUAUUCAAUAAUUUGAAAUCCGAAUUUGGUUCAACAUGUGCCAUUUUCAUAGGAUUUUUGUGUUACGGUAUUGGGGAAACAUGUGUGGCGUUUUCGUUUGGAAUGUCACUUGGGAGUAGGUAUUGUCUGCACUUUCUGUCUAGCUCAGCCACCUCACACGACUGGAGAAGACCCAUCUCAGUUAUUCCUGUCUCCUCGUCUUCACAUGUUCAUUAUGGGGUGUUACGUAGGACUUGGAUCUGUCAACUACAGGUCUGUGUUGUUAUAUGUUGUAGCUCCACUUUUAGCCAUAGUAAUACACGUUCUACCUGAAGACUAUGCCUUUCUCUUAAUGUGUGGAUUAGGUACGGGGCAUUUUCAUGCAGUUGGGCUCUCGACAGGACAAAAUACCUACUGUAUCAUAAACACAUAUAUCAAAAGCAUCACAGACAGUCCUAGAUGUCGUCGAUUUAUUCGUCACUUUCUUGGAACCAUUCCAGGAACAUUCAUGAUCUAUCUAUUCAAUUGGAAGUUAUCAGUCGUCUCUUGGAAUUAUGUUUUAAUGUCCUUGUCUGUUGUAGCGACUAUUGAAAUUUUGAAUAACCUGGCAACAGGGACUAAAACCUGUCCUGUCAAGAAUCCAAGUAAGGUUAUCGAGGCGAGAGUAAUAAACACUAGUCUAAAACUGGUGCUCCGUGACUUUGCGGGUCAUCCACUGUACUACACCGCUCAUCACCUUUACAUGACUGGGCAGUGCAUGUACCUUCUCGUUUUCAGUAUGCUGGACGCUUCAAGAGACUUUGACUUAGCUUUUGCAUAUCUUCUUCAAUGGCUUUACUCUAUCUAUGUCCACCAUGAUUAUCCAGACAUCAGAGUCUUCAUUGUUGGUACUCACAGAAAUGACCCAUCCCUCGAUCAGUCUGUGAUCAUGAAACUAGGCCAGCGACUAAAGGAAGCAUUGCCAAGACAGUUCCACAACAUAGUGGUGUGGAAUGACGAUGACACUCCUCUAUUCCCUGUGGAGAAUUCAGUAAGAAAUGAUAAAGAUAGCGAUCACUUGAAUCUGAGGAGGAGAAUAUUGAGGGAAGUAAGAUACAUUAACGUUAAGAAAUACCCAAUAAAGUACAUCUACUUCUUCAAACUCAUAGAGAAAUUUCGCAAGGAUGGGAUAUGUAUAAAAAAAUAUGAAGACGUUUAUGACAUAUGUAAAGAAAAUGAUUGUCUUAUUGAAUCGGAAGAAGAUUUUGAAGAACUACUAAAGUUCUUCUCAAAUACAGGAGAAAUACUUUACAUUUCAAAAGACAACAUCCUGCGUGAGUUCAUCAUAUUCAAUCCUCACACCAUUGUGAAGAUCUUAAGUCAGCUGAUAACUGUGCCGAAAAUGUCUCAGCGUGAAAGGCACAUACUUGAGGAUUGGGAAUGUUUAGAAACAUUCGGUAUAUGUACCGAGAGGCUCUUCAGAGAAAAUAUACUAGGCUCAUAUCAAACUAUAGAUGUCUUUGGGGGGAUUGAGAAAGCAGCAUAUUUGUUAGAAAGUUUCAAUCUACUUUGCAAGAUACAAACAAAACCAAGUCAGACGAUGCGAGAUCGGCUGUAUCUCAUUCCAGCGUUGCUACCGGAGGCACUUCCUUUGCCAGAUAACUACUGGCCCGAUACAAGCAACGAUCACAUAUUUUUUGUCCAGUGUGUGCCUGCUCUUCCACUCCCGGCAUUCCUUCGCCUUGUUUGCAAAUGUGCCGCAUUUGAUGACAGUAUUAUAUCAGACGAUCAAAGCAUAGUCCUUAACGCGUGUCAGACAAAAGCACUCUUUUCUUACAGGGACAAGUUCAGCUAUAAACUGGAGAUGCUAGAUUCUAGUACUCCAAAAUAUCGAGACGAAUCUCCUGAAGCUACGUGUGAGAACACGUCUUCAAGCUUUGAUGCUGAAUCUGUGCCAACACCUGACAAGCAGUUCCUCAGAAUCGUUAUACGUUGUGAGAUUGGUGUUGAUUAUAUUCAAAUGGUAAAUCUUCUCUGGGAGCAAUUAAACCGAAUUGUGAAAAGAGACUUUGCCAAAUGUAAGCUGAAACUCGGGGUUGAGUGUCCAUGCGAACCACCUCACCAGGAUAUGAAACACCAGACAAGCUUUCAUAUCCUGCCACUUGGAGACGAUGACGAUCACGAUGGAGACACUGACUGUGUCAGGGCAAAACACUAUUGGUGCCGUGGUAGAAAGGUGGCUGUCAGAAACGGAAAGGCAUCACUUGUGCUCCGGCAAGAGCGGCAAGUGUUUCCUCCUGGAGGCUGCAGCAUGACGACACGACUGAGUGACCUCCCAUAUGUUGUGACGGGACGGGUGUGUGACUACCUCAAUAUUCCCAGUGCCCUGGGUAAGGACUGGCGAUACCUGGCAGGAAUGCUUGGAAAGACGUCACACGAUGUUGAGCUGAUCACAUUUCGCUGCCCCAGAGACCCAUGUGGGGCUCUUCUUAACGACUGGAUCUCAACACAUCCUAGAUCUACUGUUGCCGACCUGGUCAUCAAACUGAAGGACAUGGAGCGUUUGGAUGUCAUCAGCGUCCUGGGCGUAGACUGGGAGAACAUGUAACGGUAAUCUACGGACGAAGGAAGGACAUGGGCCGGGUCCUGCAUUGUCUUCAGUUAGAAUUAUGUCACGGUGAUCUUCAGACCAAGAUCGCGAUUGAACUCAAUCAGUAGAAGAUCAGGGACGAACUGGAUCCCCAUACACAAAGCUUUCGUAACGUUACGACCUGUCGUAACUCUACAGUUUAUCAUAGGCUUGCGAAUGUCGUAACGUUUUGUGAAUCGGGACCCUGGCACAACCCACUACAACGUGCUAUGACAUCAGUGACAUGGGGCAUCAUGGUUUCAAGAGAAUGCAUGGUUUAUCGCUCACUGUCAUCUCAAUUCUCACAGUUACAAUACACGUACCCUCAGUUAUAUUGGCGGUCCAUGUGGCCAGGAGACUGUUGUGAGCUACGAUGAUUGAGGAUAACAGAUCAUUGACAGCAUUAGCAACAAGCACUGGGGUAUCACGUGCAUGCAACGUUUGGACAUGCAAUAAUUGCAAGUGUUAUAUGUGCAAGACUUAAACAUCCGGUGAUAUUUAUUCACAGUAUAUUUAAAAGGAAGAGGUGUCUACCAUAAUUUUGUAAUAUUUUUUACUCUGUUUACCAAUAAAUAUUUGGUUAUAA
Haliotis rubra (blacklip abalone) is the source of this 4078-nucleotide messenger RNA. RefSeq lists its product as uncharacterized. The transcript is spliced from 5 exons. Lineage: Eukaryota; Metazoa; Mollusca; Gastropoda; Lepetellida; Haliotidae. The record is from RefSeq and is a predicted model, not a curated record. The coding region runs from base 1111 to 3471 and encodes 786 amino acids. Gene Ontology annotation, molecular function: protein binding. Gene Ontology annotation, biological process: signal transduction.